AAAGUAGUUAAUCUGAAAGUAAAAGACCCUAAUGGCUAACCAGGAGAAGCUUCCGUGGGAUUUGACUGAAGAGAUCCUCUCUUGUGUCCCUCCUGAAUCUCUUGUCCGGUUCAGAACCGUCUCCAAACAAUGGAACGCUCUUUUAAGCGACAAGACGUUCAUAAAAAAACACAAGACCAAGAUGACGUAUCGAUUCAUCUUAGCAACCAAAUCCAAGAUUUAUUCGGUAAGCGUCAAUCCAAAGAUCGAGGUGCAUGACUUGACGUUAGAUAUUCCUGCUUUAGAACCUCAUGAGUUACCUAGACGCUUGAUGGAUUGCGAUGGGCUUUUGCUAUGUGACAUGGGUAAAAGAGGCAUGGUUUCGAACCCAUGGUUAAGACAGACUAGAUGGGUCGAGCACGAGGGUAACCAUAGUAGUUUUGAAUUCUGUGGCAUAGGUUAUGAUGAUGAUAAUGGUUACAAGACCCUUGGGACUCAUCGGACGGAACUAGAUCCUACAAAGACAUUUUGGAAAACCCUUGAUUUUUCAUCCGAUGCAUGGAAGGAACAAAGAGGUGUGAUGAAGUCUAGUACUAGUAGUACUACUGAGGAUGCUGUAAUUGCUUUUUACAGUACCAGUGGUGUGUCUUUGAAUGGAACUUGGUAUCGUGUUGCUUCUUAUAACGAAACCAAGUACUCGUACUUCAUAGUUAACUUCGAUUUUACUAAGGAAACAUUCAACCAAUUGUGUGAUCUGCCAUGUGAGGAUAACAAGCAUGAGGAUGCUCUUGUUCUUAGGGUAUUUAUGGGAGAUCGGUUUUCGUUGUUAAAGCAAUCCCAUCUAACAAAGAAGAUUCAGAUUUGGGUGACCAAGAACAAGAUUCAUAAACGGGGUGGUAGAGAUGUGGAAUGGAUGAAUUUCAUGGAAGUGUCAAUUCCUAACUUGCCGGAUUUGGUACAGCCAAGUUACUUCAUCAACGAUAAAACACUUGUAGUGUGUUCUUGCGACAAAGAUGGUCAAGCUUGGAUCUAUGUUGUGGAGAACAAUAACUUGAUCAGUAAAACCAAAAUAGAUCUUGUUGCCGAUAAUUUUUGGCCUUCGCAUUGCUCUUUUAUUCCCAGCUUGGUCUCGGUUCCUGGAGUAAAAAAAGAAGAACCAGAAUGACUAGUUUAAUCUCGUUACAUUCAGCUUCUUGUUUGGUUCUUGAGGACGCUUCGGUUGAUUUGGGUUUUGUUGUUUUCAUUAUUAACAACCUUCUUUGUUGGAAGUAGAGAUUUUGCUAAAUUUCCUUUUUGUUUUGCUUUUAUUUUCUCAGAAUGAUUUCUUU
Molecule: messenger RNA, 1307 nt
Organism: Brassica oleracea var. oleracea
Lineage: Eukaryota; Viridiplantae; Streptophyta; Magnoliopsida; Brassicales; Brassicaceae
Product: putative F-box protein At1g47390
Exons: 1
Coding region: 32-1144 (370 amino acids)
Molecular function (GO): protein binding
Source: RefSeq, a predicted model, not a curated record